CUGGAUGCUCCAGCUCCCAGAGACCCGUCGACGUCCACGGUGCUCACAUUCCACCGGCCGCGGUCUCUCUCUCACUCUCUCUGUCCUCUCUCGACAGGCCCAGCCCCGUGACUGUAGAGACAACUCAAAAUGUCUGACGACGAGGUUUAUUCUUCCGAGGAGGAGGAGGUCAGCGAGGAGGAGGAGGAGGUGGUCAAACAUGAGGAGCCGAAGCCCGCAAAGCCGGAAGAAAAGAAGGAGGAGAACAUCUUCACUCACCGUCCUCAAACAACCACCUCGGAGCUGGACGAGCAGCUCAAGGAGUACAUCGCUGAAUGGCGCAAGCAGAGGGCCAAGGAGGAGGAUGAGCUGAAGAACCUGCGGGCUAAGCAGGCCAAGAGGAAGGUGCUGCGCGCCGAGGAGGAGAAGCGUCUGGCGGCCGCCAAGAAGGUCGAGGACGAGCGUCGCCUGCGCGAGGAGCAGGAGAAGAAGCAGCGCGAACAGGAAGAGAAGCGCCGCCGUCUGGAGGAGGCCGAGAAGAAGCGUCAGCUGCUCGAGCAGGCCUCCAAGGCCACCGCCGGCGGCAAGAUCAAGAUCAGCAAGAGCAACGAUCCGGUUUCCGCUGCUCCCGUCAAGGCCGAGACCAAGACCAAGGAGCAGUUGGCGGAGGAGAAGAAGAUGGCGCUGGGUGUCCGCAUCCAGGCGCUCAAGACCGAGGGCAUGGGCCUGGAGACCCUGAAGAAGAAGGCUGAGGAGCUGUGGAACAAGCUGGUUCAGUUGGAGACCGACAAGUAUGACUUGGAGGAGCGCCAGAAGCGCCAGGACUACGACCUGAAAGAGCUGAAGGAGCGUCAGAAGAUGCAGCUGCGCCACAAGGCUGUCCGCCUCGGCCUGGAGCCCGAGGCCCUGACCGGAAAGCACCCGCCCAAGAUCCAGGUGGCAUCGAAGUUCGAGCGUACCAUCGACCGCCGCACCUAUGUCGACAAGAAGGGUCUCUUCAGCGGCGGAUAUAUCGACAUGGAUAAGGAAACCAAAGAAAAGAUGUGGUCGGAAAAACUGAAAGACUUUGAUACCCGCGCGAAAGCACGUCUGCCCAAGUGGUUCGGCGAGCGGCCCGGCAAGAAGACGGACGACCCCGAGACGCCCGUGGAGGAGGAGAAGGAGGAGGAGCUGGUGCCGCCGCCGCAGGAGAUCGAGGAGCCUGAGAUUUUCUCUCCUCCUGUUACUGACCUUGAUACACGUCAACUUGUGCAGCCCAUUACGCAAGCGUAUAUGAUGCCGUAGGAACGCGAAACGAGC
Pollicipes pollicipes is the source of this 1278-nucleotide messenger RNA. RefSeq names its product troponin T, skeletal muscle. Bases 130 to 1263 code for a protein of 377 amino acids. The transcript has 16 exons. The record is from RefSeq and is a predicted model, not a curated record. Gene Ontology annotation, molecular function: tropomyosin binding. Gene Ontology annotation, biological process: sarcomere organization; regulation of muscle contraction; muscle contraction. Gene Ontology annotation, cellular component: troponin complex. Lineage: Eukaryota; Metazoa; Arthropoda; Thecostraca; Pollicipedomorpha; Pollicipedidae.